Messenger RNA from Fulmarus glacialis (Northern fulmar), 842 nucleotides. It is a transcript of the gene OC90, whose product is annotated as otoconin 90. Lineage: Eukaryota; Metazoa; Chordata; Aves; Procellariiformes; Procellariidae. Gene Ontology annotation, biological process: lipid catabolic process; arachidonate secretion; phospholipid metabolic process. Gene Ontology annotation, molecular function: calcium ion binding; phospholipid binding. Gene Ontology annotation, cellular component: extracellular matrix. The record is from RefSeq and is a predicted model, not a curated record. The annotation marks the transcript as partial. The transcript has 5 exons.
AAAAGGAUGGAUUUAUGGAAGCUGUGGUCCCAGUGGAAGAAAUAACCACCUCCCCAGCCUCCUUCCCAGGAGGUAUCAACUCAAUGCAAGCCAAAAUUGUCCCCACCGAGAAGAUUCCUGCAGGCAUAUCUGCAAGGACAAAGGAAAAAGAGACAAGCCCUGCAAGGGGUGGCCAGAGCACAGCUUCCUCUGGAAUAGCUCUGGAACUGGUACUGUCCGACGGGGAACGCAAUGAACCUGCAGGAAAAGCAUGUGAGCGAUUAACCUUUCUGCAAGAGAGAGGAAAUGGAAGAGUGAAGAGGGAGCUGCCCCAGCUAGGAGAAAUGCUGUUCUGUUUAACUGAGAGAUGCCCAGAGGAAUUUGAGUCUUACGGUUGCUACUGUGGCCAAGAAGGAAGAGGUUAUCCUACCGAUGCACUGGACAGGUGCUGCUUCUCUCAUCACUGUUGUAUGGAACAAGUUAAGAAACUUGGAUGUCAUGCAGAAAGAAGUUCAAGAUCUGAAGUUGUAUGUUUUGAUCAUAAGCCAAAAUGUACUGGUUGGAGCACGUGUGAGAAGCUACUAUGUGCUUGCGAUAAGACAGCAGCCGAGUGCAUGGCUUCUGCCUUCUUCAAUGAAAGCCUUAAGUUUCCACACAGGCAAGAGUGCCAGGAGGAGAAAGUCUUAUGUCAAAGUGACCCGUAUGAAAGGCCUUCAGUCGGCACAGAAAUAGGCACCGGGAUUUCCAGCUCCGAGGAGAGCAGUGAGGAGGAAGGUCCACUGUGGAGCGUAUUAAGAAGAGCAAAGAGAGAGACACACCGUCCUGUUGGAAACUCCAGAGCUGUGCAACACGAAGGCAGAUAA